Messenger RNA from Xenopus laevis (African clawed frog), 5272 nucleotides. It is a transcript of the gene fam114a1.L, whose product is annotated as family with sequence similarity 114 member A1 L homeolog. The transcript has 14 exons. Bases 178 to 1752 code for a protein of 524 amino acids. NCBI's taxonomy places the organism in Eukaryota, Metazoa, Chordata, Amphibia, Anura, Pipidae. The record is from RefSeq and is a predicted model, not a curated record.
UCUGAUGUGUGGAGUCCCCCCGCCUAAUAAAUUAUACUUUUGUCUUGUGUGUCGACAUUGGGAUUGUUGUCCCUAGCAGGGAAUGUGUUAAACUCAGAGGAUACAGCGUGGCAGUGGCUGGUGUUGCAUUUAGUGCAGUAUCAGCCGCUGAGAGUAUAAAUAUCUACAAUUUUCAAUAUGGAUGAGGAUAGUGCCGAAACGAUAACUGAAAAGAUUGCAGAUCUUGCAGUAAGUGAUGAUGGAGGAUCUUUACCUGGAGAAAACUUGGAGACAGAGAUGAGUGAGGAAGUCAAGCAGGGGACCUCGGAUGUUGGAAUUUUAUUGGGCAGUGAGGUGAUAACUUCAGCUGAAAGAGAAGUACCCACAGCUGCAACGCCAAUAGAAUGUUGUGAAGCUGUGAACUUGGAAGCAGAGCAUGAAAUCAGCCCGGAUGAAGAGAACGAGUCAGGAUCUCCUACAAAAAGCAGUAAAUGGAGUGCUUGGGGUUCGUGGGGCAAAUCCAUCCUGUCUUCAGCGAGUGCAACAGUAGGACAUGGAAUAUCAGCAGUAAAAGAGAAAGCAGCCACCUUAGGAAUGCGAAACUCAAUAUCAGAGGAGAGCGAUGUUGUUCCUCAUGCAUCAGACACUGAAGGACAAGGAACAUCUGAGAAAGAAGAGGGUGCCACUGAAGAACUUUCACCAUCAUCUGGUCCCCGUGGAGUAUUUUCAGCCCUAACAAAUGCUGUACAAAGCACUGGUAAAACUGUUCUGACUGGUGGCCUUGAUGCUCUAGAAUUUAUUGGUAAAAAGACAAUGAAUGUAUUGGCAGAAAGCGAUCCUGGAUUUAAAAGAACAAAAAUACUAAUGGAGAGGACUGCUUCUUUAUCACAGAUGUUACGGGAAGCUAAAGAGAAAGAACAACAGAGGCUGGCAGAGCAAGUGACAGAUGAGAGGACAGCACAUUUUGGUUUACUGUUUGAUGAAUACCAAGGUUUGUCUCAUCUGGAGGCUCUGGAAAUUCUCUCCAAUGAAAGUGAAGCCAAGGUUCAGUCUUAUUUAUCUACACUGGGAGAAAAAGAGCUGGAAUCGUUAAAAUCAGAUCUUAUAGCAAUUAAAGAGAUAUUUCUCCAGAAAGAGUCUGAAGAUGAUUCUGAGACAAGUGCGAAUGAAGAUGAGACAGAAGAAUUUGCCACCAUGCUUACGGAGUUGCUUUUUGAAUUGCAUGUUGCAGCUACCCCUGAUAAGCUUAAUAAGGCUAGGAAAAAAGCUCAUGACUGGUUGUCCUCACAAAGCUUUUGCUCAGAAGAGGAGCCAACACUUCCUAAAUCAGAGAUGGAGGAGGAAAAAGAGUCCAGUGAAGAUGCCAAAGAAGAAACAACAGUAGAUGUUAAGAAAAGGCAGAAUAUUGAGGAAGUCUACAUGCGGUCUAUUGAAAGCCUAGCAGAAAUCACUGCCCGCUGCAUUGAGCAGCUCCAUAAAGUAGCAGAGUUAAUUCUACAUGGGCAAGAAGUGGAAAAGCCGGUGAAAGAUCAAGCAGUUGUCUUAACUAAGCUUACCAGUGCUAUGUGUAAAGAGGUGUCCUCUUUAUCAAAGAAGUUUUCCAACUUCCUGACUUCAGCUGCGAGCAAGACAAAAGCCGAAGUCCUGAAUCCAUUGGUAAACAGUAUACAGCUAGAGGGGAGCAACAGUUCCACCUACAUCCAAGAUGCAUUCCGACUGCUGCUUCCUGUUCUCCAGUUCUCACAGAUUCAAGCCAGCUCUUCCAAAUCAUAGAAGCCUCUCUGAGAGUAACCAUGGCACUCACAGAGUAGAAUGAGCUUGAGCUGCUGUAUAGGCGUUUAUGUUGGUUGUAAGCAAAUUUGCACAUUGAUAAAAGGAACCAAAUACGUUUUGAUAUAUGACAUUUUUUUAUUGUACUGGUAAGUUUCCUUAUGUGAAAACCACAUGCACCGAAGUAAGAUGUAUUAACAUGGUAUCCUUUAAAACAAACCAGCACACGGGAACCAUCUUGUUUAAGCUGUUGCAGAACUACAACUUUCGCGUUCCCAGCUGAUGAGGUGUCCUGGGAGUUGUAUUUUUUUUCACCAGUUGGAAAGCCAAAGUUUGCUUUUCAGUGUUUUAAAGGAAAUAUCAGCUUUACAAUCUUUCUUCGAAACACUACAAAUAUUUCAUUUCAUUUAAAUCGAUUUAUUGUGGGAUGUAUCCAUAAUCCUUCCUGACAUUGUUCAGAAGGGAAAUUGUUUACAAAACUGUAGUAAUUGGUUUUCAGCUUGAUCUUGUUUUAUUCUUCCAUGAUUAAAAAUUAAAAGUCAGGUCUCUAUCACCCCACACUACUAUAUAAAUACAAACAAUCAUUCUUUUCUGCACACCAUUUUAAGACAAAAAAUGACACGGGUGCUACCCACAUAUGUUGUACUUAAUAGAAAUCCAAAAUGAGUGGGUGCAUACCAGGAGCCUUAUUUUAUUGAAACCAUUAAAACAGGCCAACGUUUUAGUCUCCAUCUAAGACCUUUAUCAAGGAAACGUUGCCCUGUUUUUAAUGGCUUCAAUAAAAAACUCUUUUGAAGGCUCCUGGUGUGCAGCCACUGAUUUUGGAUUCAUAUAUAUGGGAUCCCUUAUCUGGAAACCCAUUUACCUGGAAAGCUCAGAAUUACGGAAAGGCUGUGUCCCAUAGACUCCCAUUUUAUCCAAAUAAUUCAAAUUUUUUGAAAAAGAGUUAUAUACCCAUAAGGCACAUUUCUGAAAACCCCCUGGUGGAGCAAUCUACCACAAUACUACCAGUAACCAGUCACAUGGAUGUUAAAGCCAUGCAUCUGAAAUGGUGUCUUUCAGCCCACAAACUGAAUAUUUUUUUAUUGCUUAAGAGUCUCCCCUAACAACAUCCAGUAGCCUCAAUAUAAGCCUCUGUAACUAUUACAACGUAGUGCUGGAGGUGAGGCUACUGUAGGGGGCUCUCAUUGUGGCAGAAUUACUCUGUAACGCAUAACAUUUACCUUUGGUGCUCAUCAAGGCUGGAACACUACAUAUGAAAUAAAUCAAAUAUUGGCCCUGUUCUGUCCAGUGGAGUUAAAAUUACAGAGGCAAGUGGAUCAGAAAGGACAGGGUGCUUCCUUUAUAAAGGUAUAAUCGCUAAUUAAUUUAUAAAGCAGUGCAGGGUAAAAUGCGAGUUUUGCAAACUAUCAUUACCUUAAAUAUUUUUGUUAUAAUAUACUAUAUCAUCAUCUCUGAACAUGCAUCAUUGAUACAGUCUUUCUCGCUAUGAAAUGAAUUCUGUGCUUUGUAAGUACUGUUAGUAGUGCUGCAUAUAACAAAGAGAUUGUAAAUGUUUGGUACAGCAGUAGCCCCCGGACCAAAGGAUGUCAACGGUGUGUAUCUGACCUUACUGUGUAAAUAUAUAUCCAUAGGAACUGGUUGCCCAAAACCCAUAGUUUAAAGAAUGGCAUGCAUCGUAGAAAGUGGGUGGAGUCUGAACUGGCUGAGUCAGGGGAGGGUCCUACCUCCAGUUAAUUUACCCAAGGGUAAUAUUGCUUUCUAGCGUGGUGCUUUAUUGUUCGUAUAAAUACCUGAACUAAGUAAUAAAACAGGGACUUCAUCAUAAUUUACUUAUACUUAUCUAGCACCUCAUUAUGUUGCAGUAUGAAAGUAAGACCCUAACGCAGUGCUGCCUUGCUUUUUCCAUAUAAUGGGCUGGUACUGUAACUAUGUUUAGGAUGCCAGAUUAAAAUAAUCAAGCCAUCCAAACAUGUUAGUCAAGCUUUUGAGCAAUUUGGGGUACCUGAAACUCUUUGGCAGGGCCACAUCCAGCAUGCAGGCCCCACGAUGGACAGCCAUGUUCUAACUUGUGAAAGAAUUGAUGUCAUGUUAGCAUAACAGAAAGCAGGGAGCUUGUCUGCUCUACUGUGAUUAGCUGAUGUUCACUUCCCAGACUUAUUCUCUAUGGCAAAUCACAAAAACUAAUAUAAUUUGGGGUCAAUUUACUAAAGGUUUAAACCAUUAAGUUAGAACCAAUAUCUUACAAAGAGCAGGAUCAGCUAUUUCUGCAUUCCACUGUUCACGUCUAACUCCAUUUACAGAAAUUACAACAACAAAGUGAUUGAGUAAGCGUAUUGUUAGUAUACAAGAUCUAACUUAAAGACAGAUUUACCAAAAAAUCUUGAUGCAUCUUUUUCUCAUCUUUCAGCAUAUUUACAAAGAAAUUAGAACCAUAAGAACUGCACAUUCUACUACAAAUCCUAAAAUGUAAAUAAAAUAGAAAUAGCUUCACGUUGACUUCGACAGAUGACAAAAUAUUUUCUUUAAACCAGCUCCAUAAGUGCAAGAAGACACAUUAGCACUGUGUGGCUCAUUGCACUAGGGAGGUACCUUUGCUGGAGAUUAUUAUUAAAACUGAUGACAACCACCUCCUCCAGGCUAAUGUUUGCAUUAAAAUUAAUGACAGGCUCCUAGGCAGGAUUCGGACACUCUUCUGCUGGGUGAAAAACUCAUUUUUUUUAGCCAAACCUUUUUUUAGUUGGUGAAAAGCGCAAUGUAAAGUGCAAUUCGGUAAAUUAACACAAUUAAAUGAAUUAUAAAAAUGUAAUUUAUUAGUUUCUAAUUUGAUGUAUUAGAAUCGAGGCUGAAUAUUUGUAACAACAUAUUAAAAACCAAUUGUGAUGAUUUCAAAACCUAUUUUAAGGCAAGAUAUGUCAUAUUUAUAAAAUGAGUUUACAUUCACUAUAUUAUCCUAAAAAAUGUUUAAGAAAUCACUUGUGUAGUGCAUUUUAAAGCUGAAUCAUAUCCGGUUGGACUGAGUCAUGGACCCGGCAUCCAACCUUGCACCGUUUUUCCCGGUGUUCCACCAGCCCAAUUCGACACUGGAUCAUACCAUCUGUAUGUGGCAUUUUGUUUCGCAGUAGAGCGACCAUUUUGAAUCUGAUCUAAAAAAUUCCAGUGAAACGAUCCCUGUAGAAUACAAAUUAUCAUGCAGAAUGAUCUAAUUACUUUUCUACACAGGCUCUACUAAACAUUUGUUGUAUUAAUCAAGAAAAGAUUGUCAUAAUUUUAUAGUUUGUAUAAUCAAUAAUUCAGUAGUAUUAGGUCCUUUUAAGACUUCUAACUUUAGGAAUCUUCUGUAUUUGUUAUGCAAUAUAUUUUCAUCAGGUCUGUCAUCUUAUAGUGAGAUGCAUUCUAAAAAGAAAGUAACUAAUUCCCCUUUAAAGCUUUUUUUUGUCUGAACAUAUCCUACACAAAAAACUGCUAUUUUGUUAAUUCUGUAAUUUAAUACAUUAUUAAACAAAAAUAUUUCAAAAAAAUA